Molecule: messenger RNA, 3690 nt
Organism: Fusarium redolens
Lineage: Eukaryota; Fungi; Ascomycota; Sordariomycetes; Hypocreales; Nectriaceae
Exons: 3
Coding region: 1-3690 (1229 amino acids)
Biological process (GO): phosphorelay signal transduction system; protein autophosphorylation
Molecular function (GO): phosphorelay sensor kinase activity; histidine phosphotransfer kinase activity; protein binding
Source: RefSeq, a predicted model, not a curated record
AUGUCGAGCUCUGCAGAGCUGCAACGCGAACGCGAGGUGCAGGGUUACUUCCAGAGCUGGCAGAUAGCGCAAGGUUCCUCUCUCAAGGUCGCUAGAAGUGUCGACAGCAUCAACGCGCCAUCUCAGGUCAAUGACGCACACGCGCCGCAGCCUUCUUCCGACAAGGCGCUCUCAGCCUUUGCGCAACUGGCUGUCUUUCGGCUUAACGUGAAGCGUGCUAUGGUCUCGCUCAUCGAUUCUUCUCAGCAAUACAUUCUCGCCGAAGCCACACGGAAUCUGCGACUGGGGUCACUCGAAGAAGAAUCUAGUGGAGAAAAGACCGCCGACAAAAAGAAAGACCCCGAAUUAGCGAAUUAUAACAGCGAAUUGUGGUUGGGAACGUCCAUCCUUUCCCGCCCUGAAGCCGUUUGCGAGCACUGCCUACACAAUACAUGCAUCGGUCGAGAUCCUGACGGUCGAACAUACUCAGCCUCUGGCCUUAUCGUCCCCGACUGUCGCCUCGAUGAGCGCUUCAAGUCGCGCGUAUAUGUCCAAUCCGAACCCGGUGUGCGCUUCUACGCUGGCGUGCCCAUCUUUUCACGAAAAGGAUACAAGGUCGGAACGUACUCUGUUUCGGACGAACGACCGCGAGACGGACUGUCGAUCGAGGAUGUUAAGUUCAUGCAGAGCGUUGCGCAAGCCGUUACCGAACACUUGGAAUGGGCACGCGACCGUGUUGACAGGUUCAAAGGUGAACGUAUCGUUCGCGGACUAGCGACCUUCAUCGAAGGCUGCUCAAGCGAUGACCCUAUUCUGUCAAAGGAGGAUCAACCCCAAAGACCGCCGAUCAAACGGCCCCCGGGCAUGACUAUCACGGCGACGAGACGUUCCUCUUUGCACAACACCAUGCACAAGGUCGAUCCUGACUCCAACCAACGAUCUCAGAAAGCUACCUCACCGCCUCGAAAGCAUAAGCCCCAGACGGACGGUUUAUCGAGAAUGUAUCAUCGAGCGGCCGAUAACUUACGAUCUGCAAUACUCGCUGACGGAGUUGUGCUCUACGGCGCCACAGCCUCCAACGUUCAACACUUGACCCGAGCGGUACAGAUAGAACAGAGUGGUGCCACGAACGCUGACGGACUGCCGACGCAAAUCGCUGCAGAGCCCGAUGCCUUCAGCACAGAGAGCUCCGAUUCCGAGACAUCACCGCUGCCAAGACCAUGUAAGCUUCUGGCUUACUCGUUAGCUGACAAGAGCAAACCUUUGGACCUCGAACAGGGUCCAUCUUUCUCUAUCGGGACUCUUGAGAGAUACUUUUCACUCUUCCCCAAAGGAAAGACAUUUACGUUUACAGAAGAAGGAGCCGGUAUUUCUUCUGAUGACGAUAGUGCGAGCGAUGGUAGCCCUGCUCCCGCUGGAGGGAAAAGCAAGCGUCGCAAGGAAAAGAUUGACCACAAGGAACUCCUUAAGAAGAUCCCCGGGGCAAAGGCCGUUGUCUUCCUACCCUUGUUUGAUUACGUUGAAGAUAAACUUGUUGGCGGGUGUUUCCUCUGGACCUCGGUGCCCGGUCGCAUGAUGAACCUGGAUGAGGACCUGUCUUACCUACGAGCGUUUGGUAACAGCAUCACGAGUCAAGUCGGUCGCAUCAAUACGAGGAAGAACGAAGCAGCCAAGACCACAUUCAUUGCAAGCAUGAGUCAUGAGUUACGAAGUCCGCUACAUGGCAUCUUAGGUGCUGCUGAGUUCCUCAAAGACGCAGUAACCGACUCGUAUGAAGUCGGCCUUGUCAAUUCAAUCGCCACUUGUGGCAAGACGCUCCUCGAUACCUUGAACCAUGUGCUCGACUUCAGCAAGAUAAACAACUUGGGCAGCGGACAAUUGAGAAGAGGCGCAAAACACAACAAGAUCAUCAGCCUCUCUUCUGAUUCGAUGGAGAGCUUAAACAUGACGGCGUCAGUAGACCUCUCUGUUCUUGUCGAGGAAGUUGUGGAUGCUGUGGCAACUGGUCACAACUUCAAAAGGCUCCCCAGAAAGCAACUAAGUCAAGAAGAAGCAGUGUUGGGUGGCAAGGAUAACCAAGGAGCCCCGGAACCAGGAACCGAUCAUCCUGUAUCAAUCCUUCUGGAUAUUAGCCCGAGGGCAUCAUGGAUGGUCAAGACACAGCCUGGUGCCCUCCGAAGGAUUGUCAUGAAUCUAUUCGGCAACGCGCUCAAGUAUACAGCGUUGGGUUUCGUACUUGUCUCGGUGCGGGCGCAAGAGAUCAGCGGCGAUUCUAGGAUAGAUGUCUUGAUUCGAGUUACGGAUACCGGAAAAGGAAUGUCGGAGGACUUCCAACAGAAUCGUCUCUUUGUUCCUUUCAGCCAGGAAGAUUCCUUCCAGCCCGGGACUGGUCUGGGCUUAAGCAUUGUUAAACAGAUUGUGGAUUCACUUGGAGGGACGCUCGAGGUCAAAUCGGAACAGAAUAAGGGUACUGAAAUUGAAGUCCGACUGCGUCUUGAGCCAGUUCAUGAAGAGAAUUCCAAACCGGAAGAGCCCAUGGCUUCCAUGGUCGAACAGCUUCGGGGAAGGUCUUUGGUGCUCCUGGAAGCAAGCGAGGACUUCCAUUCAAAAACCAUCACUGAGCAAGUCAAGGUGCGCAACGAAACCUUGAUGGAUAUCUUCUCAAGCUGGUUCAAUAUGAAAUCUGCAAGAGAGGUAGAUACGGAUGUGCCCAAAGCCGAUUUCUAUCUCUAUUGUGAGCCACCAUCCGCGAAAACCCUCGAAAAGCGUUUUGCAGAGACUGCGAUAGACGGCCGUCGCAAUAAGAAAGCGCCCAUCAUCAUCAUCAGCUUGAAUGAAGAAGAAGCAGCAAAGAUAUCAAGAGCUCAGGCUAAGGCUUUAGCCAGAUUGUCAGAUGUGGUUGAAGUUAUCCCACAACCAUGUGGCCCUAGGAAACUCGCACAAGUAUUCAGUCGAUGCUUGAACAGGAUUGGGGAGGCCAGAGAUGACGACGACAACAGAAACCUGAUCCAGAGUGCGCAGACAGGUGGCAAAGAGUCAAAAGAGCAGAACACUCCGGACAGAGAGGACGCAACAGAACAGAUGAACUCGAAAUUGCACCAAGGCAAAGGCGACAAGCCGGAUUGGGCGGAAACUACCACUUCACCAUUACCACGGGGAAAAGAAGAACAAGACCGGUCCAAAAACGACAGUCGGGAAAAUAGCCAGAAUAAGGAAAAGAAGGAGAGCAAUGAAGAUUUUAGGAAGGAGGUGAAUAACAAGUCUUCACAAGACACGCGAAAACAAAAGAAACCGGAAAUGCCAAACAAGGCACACGUUCUACUCGUCGACGAUAACAAGAUCAACCUCAACCUUUUAACAAUGUUCAUGAAGAAAUGCGGCUUCUCCUACGAAGAAGCAGAAAACGGAGAAGAAGCCGUCGAGACCUUUAAAAAGUCAACAAUCGGCGACGCGGAACCUGGGACACCUGUCAAGAAGCACUUUGACUACAUACUGAUGGACAUAAGCAUGCCCGUCAUGAACGGCGUCGAAGCUACAAAGAGGAUCCGCAAGCUCGAGGCGGAGUACAAGGUUCCGAGGACGACGGUGUUUGCGCUGACAGGGCUGGCGAGCGCGGAUGCGAGGCUCGAUGCCAUGUCGGCGGGCGUGGACUUGUUUUUGCCGAAGCCGGUCAAGUUUGCGGAGUUGAAGGCGAUGAUUGAAAAUAAUUAG